GUUGUGGAAUCCACUGGCGUCUUUACCACCAUGGAAAAGGCCGGGGCUCACUUGAAGGAUGGAGCCAAGCGAGUCAUUAUCUCUGCCCCUUCUGCUGAUGCCCCAAUGUUCGUGAUGGGGGUGAACCAUGAGAAAUACGACAAUUCCCUCAAGAUCGUCAGUAACGCCUCCUGCACUACCAACUGCUUGGCCCCCUUGGCCAAGGUCAUUCAUGACAACUUCGGCAUUGUGGAAGGACUCAUGACCACAGUCCAUGCCAUUACUGCUACCCAGAAGACAGUAGAUGGCCCCUCUGGCAAGCUGUGGCGGGAUGGGCGUGGGGCUGCCCAGAAUAUCAUCCCUGCUUCCACGGGUGCCGCCAAGGCUGUGGGCAAGGUCAUACCUGAGCUGAAUGGGAAGCUCACAGGCAUGGCCUUCCGUGUUCCUACUCCCAAUGUGUCUGUGGAGGAUCUGACCUGCCGCCUGGAGAAAGCUGCCAAAUAUGACGAUAUUAAGAAGGUGGUGAAGCAAGCUGCAGAGGGGAACUUAAAGGGCAUCUUGGGCUACACAGAGGACCAGGUAGUAUCCUGUGACUUUAACAGCGACACCCACUCUUCUACCUUCGAUGCUGGCACUGGCAUUGCCCUCAACGACCAUUUUGUCAAGCUCAUUUCUUGGUAUGACAACGAGUACAGUUACAGCCACCAUGUAGUAGACCUCAUGAAGUACAUGGCCACCAAGGAGUAAAGUGGAAAGCCAUGAUGGAUCUUCAUCCCCAGCCAAAAAAAGAGUAGUUCCACCACUGGGGAGCCCUCAUCCAUAAUAACCUAUGUCCCUGUGCUGGGGAUCCCAUGCCCUCUUCACAUCCCUGCCCCAGGCACCCCUGUAGUGGGGGGAGGAGCAUAGUCCUAUCUUGUGUACCAUCAAUAAAGUCAU
Messenger RNA from Gracilinanus agilis (Agile Gracile Mouse Opossum), 915 nucleotides. Its product is annotated as glyceraldehyde-3-phosphate dehydrogenase-like. The transcript has a single exon. The annotation marks the transcript as partial. NCBI's taxonomy places the organism in Eukaryota, Metazoa, Chordata, Mammalia, Didelphimorphia, Didelphidae. The record is from RefSeq and is a predicted model, not a curated record. Gene Ontology annotation, molecular function: oxidoreductase activity, acting on the aldehyde or oxo group of donors, NAD or NADP as acceptor; NAD binding.